Messenger RNA from Mycena citricolor, 3140 nucleotides. NCBI's taxonomy places the organism in Eukaryota, Fungi, Basidiomycota, Agaricomycetes, Agaricales, Mycenaceae. The record is from the annotation of a GenBank genome assembly.
CCGCCAUGUGGAGAAGAUUAGAGCGUUGCUUAAAACUUUCAUCGCAAAGUCGAAGCGUAAAGGGGUGCAAUGGGCGACAAGUACCGACUGGUGGCCCGCGCUGCUCCUGCGCCUGCUACUCAUCGAGACUCCUCUGCGCUUUCACCACCGGUCACUUCAAUGGUGCAGGAUGAGAAGGCCCCAUUCGUCGCAGCCACUAAGCUCGACCUCGAAGCCGCGACGUUCCCUGCAGCAGUCCCCACCCAAAAAGCUCGCUCCGUCUCUAAGAGACUCGUGGCGGUCGUUGCAGCCGCGCUGUUCGCAUUCACCCACCUGGCGCUGCUCAACCUCCGGUCUAUCCCCACCAGACCACAUCUAGCGCGCCUCCCGACCAAUGCUGACACCAUCCUCGCGCGAUGCCGCACGCUCCAUGCGAAGCCGGUGCCUCCGGGGCCCGAGUACUACGCGCGCAGACAGUCGGACCGGUUUGAGCCCGGGACGCGUCCGGUCUUGCUGAGGAACGCGACGAUCUGGACGGGACGCGCCGACGGGCUUGAGGUGGUGCGCGGAGAUAUGCUCAUGGACGGGGGCGUCAUCGUCAGUGUCGGAGAUGUUCCGGAGGCGCUUCUGGUGGCGAGCGAAUACGACGUGUUGGACGCUGCGGGUGCCUGGGUCACACCUGGAAUUGUCGACAUGCACGCCCACUUGUCGAUCGGGCCUGCGCCGGCACUCAGCGGUGCCGAAGACGGCAAUUCGAACCGGGGUCUGGUUCUGCCCUUCCUGCGUGCGGUCGACGCGCUGAACACUCACGACGAGAGUUUCCUCAACUCGAUGUCGGGCGGCGUGACCACUAGUUUGGUGCUUCCUGGGUCUGCGAAUGGAAUCGGCGGUCAAGGCUUCACGAUCAAAUUGCGACCUACCAAGGAGCGGUCCAGCUCAGCCAUGCUGGUCGACUCUCCUUUGACGUUGAAUGGCUCUGCCAUUGACUACGAAGCGCCUUUGCGCUGGAGGCACAUGAAACACGCAUGUGGUGAAAAUCCAUCCAAUUUUUACAAUGGUGUUCGGAUGGACACCGUGUGGGCCGUCAGACAAAUAUACGACCAAGCUCGACAAAUCAAGAACGCGCAAGAUGGAUUCUGUGAACGCGCUCUGGCUGGCGAAUGGGAAGGUCUUGGCAACUUUCCCGAAGAGUUGUCUUUGGAGGCUUUGGUUGACAUCCUGCGCGGAAGAUUCAAGGUCCAAACCCACUGCUACGAAGCCGUGGACAUCGACUACUUUGUGCGCUUGACCCAGGAGUUCCAGUUCCCCGUCUCGGCCUUCCAUCAUGCUCACGAAACGUAUCUGGUCCCUGACCUCCUCAAGAAAGCAUACGACCACGCGCCUGGUUCUGCUAUUUUCUCGAGCUUCUCGCGGUACAAGCGCGAGGCAUACCGGCACUCGACUUAUGCAGCUCGGAUCCUCGCAGACAACGGUCUCAAGGUUGCCAUGAAGAGCGAUCAUCCCGCCAUCGUGUCGAGGUUUCUCUUGCAUGAGGCUCAACUUGCUCAUUACGCAGGGCUGAGCACUGGCCUUGCAUUGGCAUCAGUGACUACGACGCCUGCCGAGCUGAUUGGACUGUCCCAUCGCGUGGGAUCAAUCAAACUUGGCUAUGAUGCCGAUGUCGUUGUCUGGGAUUCGCACCCCCUUGCACUGGGGGCAGCUCCAACUCAGGUCUAUGUUGACGGCAUCCCGCAGCUGUCCAAGCCGUUCUCGGUCAAGAAGCCCGCGUCAUCUCAGCAUGCUCCGAAAACACCCAACUUCGACCAAGAGAGGGCGGACGCGAUCAAAUACGAGGGCCUGCCUCCCCUUGAGCCGGAGGUCCGUACCCCGGAGUCGAUUCUGUUCCGGAACGUCUCGAGUCUGCUUGUGGACGGGUUCGCCUCCUUCGCGGCUCCGGGCGACGUGCUCGUUAAGGAAGGCGUGAUUGUGGCUGUAUCGGGCGCAUCGGCACUCGACUCUCGCGGCGCGCGCAUUGUUGAUUUGGAAGGCGGGAGCAUCAGCCCUGCGAUGGUCUCUGUUGGCACGAUCAUGGGCUUAGAGGAGAUGUGGAGCGAGGACUCGACAGGCGACGGGGCCGUCUUUGAUCCGCUCAUGGGUCACGUCCCUGCUAUCUUGGGAGAAGACACGCUCAUACAGGCAUACGAUGGACUGCAGUUUGGGUCUCGCAAUGCGCUUUUGGCAUACCGCGAAGGCGUCGCUACGGCUAUCGAGGCACCCAAGGGCUACAAGUUCAUGUACGGACUCAGCACGUCGUUCUCGCUUGCUGCGCGGCAUAAGCUGGAGAAAGGCGCGGUUGUGCAGGAGAUCGCGGCGCUGCAUGUUUCUGUGACGAUGGGCAACUCGGACGAGGCUUCGGUCAGCACCCAAAUUGCGACUCUGAGGCGGCUGUUGUUGGACCCUCCCAAGAGCUAUGGACUCAAGCAAGUCGUCGAGGGAACUAUACCCCUGGUCGUCGACGUCAACAGCGCAGACAUCAUUGCAAGCCUGCUCGCCCUGAAACGCCAGGUGGAACACAAACACGGCAACCCCAUCAACCUCACGCUCUUCGGAGGAUCAGAGGCGCACUUGCUCGCCAAGGAGAUCGCAGCAGCCGACGUCGGGGUGGUGCUAGCUCCAGCCCGCAGCUUCCCUCACACGUGGGAAAAACGCCGGCUCCUCCCCGGGCCGCCGUUAUCCGCCGAGAGCUCUGCGGCGUAUUUGCACAGACACGGAGUCAUCGUCGGACUCGCUCCCCAGGGCCUCGAGGGCAUGGCUCCGAUGACGGGCUGGGCCGCUCACAAUCUGCGUUUCGAUGCUGGAUGGGUCUCGCUUGAAUCCGAGGGCGCGGUCUCCAAGGAAGCUGCGCUGGCCAUGGUUUCGACGAAUCUCGAGAAGCUGCUGGGAGUGUCUGCGUCGGCAAACGGGAGCACCGAGUUUGCCGCGACGAAGGGCGGGGAUUUGUUCAGCUUCGAAAGCAAAGUUGUAGCCAUGAUAUCUGGCAAGCGGGGGCUCGUUGACCUGCUGUGAAGACAUCUUGUUUUACGGCAUAUAUAACGAUAGUGGAUAAUUUAAGCACUGAGAUUGUAGGUAUUCCAAGUAUACAAACCCGUAGGAUCAGGCUUAGGCUUCGAAUGAUGCACUUC